CUCUAAAUAAAUUUUCCGGGAAAAAUAGAGAAAAGAAAAGAAAAGAAAAGAAAAAGGUGAAGAUACCGACACUCGCCUACAAGAGCUUGCAUAAACACAACCUCCCAGCAACUGGGAAAUUGGAGAAGAACAUAGGCAGGCCCCACACUUAUCAGUACAAGCUGCAAUACAAUUAGAGAGUGACAUACAAGCGUUAGAGAAUGAGAGUGGGGAUGAAAUUCAUUUUAUUUCUAGUUCUACAUUUAUGAUGGGUUGAGUCUGAAAAUUCCAAAUAUUGCCCCUAAAGCCACCUCCAUAAGUAGUGCUUCGCUCCCUUCUUUAAUCCCUCACCCUAUCAGUACCUCACUGACUCUCUCUCUCUCUUUGUCUUUCCUUUUUCUCUCUCACUUUCUGUUUGUUUCUAGGGAAACUUCAGAAAAGAAAAAUGGGUGUGGUGAGUGUUUCUGCUUGCCUUGCCUCUCUACUUAUCUCAGUAAUGUGGGUGGCUGAAGCAAGAAUCCCAGGGGUGUACACUGGGGAUGCAUGGGAAGCAGCUCAUGCAACCUUCUACGGAGGCUCUGAUGCCUCUGGCACCAUGGGUGGGGCUUGUGGAUAUGGAAAUCUCUACAGCCAAGGCUAUGGCGUGAGCACAGCUGCACUGAGCACUGCCCUCUUCAACAAUGGCCUCAGCUGCGGUGCCUGCUUUGAAAUCAAGUGUGCAAACGACCCAAACUGGUGCCACUCUGGAAGCCCAUCAAUUUUCAUCACUGCCACCAACUUCUGCCCUCCAAACUUUGCUCAACCAAGCGACAAUGGCGGAUGGUGCAAUCCUCCCAGGCCUCACUUUGACUUGGCCAUGCCCAUGUUUCUCAAGAUUGCCGAGUACAGAGCUGGAAUUGUCCCUGUUUCUUACCGUAGGGUGCCAUGCCGCAAGCGCGGAGGGAUCAGGUUCACAAUCAACGGCUUCCGUUACUUCAACCUGGUUUUGGUCAGCAACGUCGCGGGUGCAGGGGAUAUCGUGCGGGUGAGCGUGAAAGGAUCCAAGACUGGCUGGAUGAGCAUGAGCCGUAACUGGGGUCAAAACUGGCAGUCAAACGCCGUUCUGGUUGGUCAGUCGUUGUCCUUCAGGGUCAGAGGCAGUGACAGGCGCACCUCCACCUCAUGGAACAUUGUUCCGGCCAAUUGGCAGUUCGGUCAAACAUUCAGCGGGAAGAACUUCAGAGUCUGAACAACAAACAAGAAAAAGUCCACACAUAUUUAUGAUUUUCCCGCCAUAAUAUAUGUUUUUCCAAUUUUACCCUUUCUUGGCGCCAUUGUGGUGUUUUUACUAGAUGCUGUUUUUGACUGGGUGUUGGAGAAUGUGAAAGUGUGUUUAGUGGGGAGGGGGUUCAGGGACAACUUUGACUUUUUGGGUUGGUGUGAUUUUGUGAGUGUGUGGACAGUGGAGGAGGGGCAGUAGGGUAAAAGUAAAAAAACAGGGUAACAAGUGUAAGGGAAAUUAAUUAUUAAAUUAAAAACCCAAGUGAGGAAAUUGUAGAAGAGGAGGUUGAGGCGGCUGCAGAGAAUUUGUAGCCCGCACCCUAUAAAUACUGGCAAAGCUAAAGUUGUAGUAUAUUAUGAUUUAUAUGCAUGAGAAAUGUAUUUCUAGACCUAGUAGUAACUUUGUUAUUUUCUUGUUUUGUUUUGAUUUACUUGGAAAGUAUAUUUGGUUUGUUUCAAUGGAACUUGGCUUUUUGUUAGUGGGUUUUGGCUUAAUUCAACCAGCUUUACGCAGUU
Molecule: messenger RNA, 1755 nt
Organism: Prunus avium (sweet cherry)
Lineage: Eukaryota; Viridiplantae; Streptophyta; Magnoliopsida; Rosales; Rosaceae
Product: expansin-A6
Biological process (GO): plant-type cell wall organization
Cellular component (GO): extracellular region
Source: RefSeq, a predicted model, not a curated record